Molecule: messenger RNA, 5776 nt
Organism: Sciurus carolinensis (gray squirrel)
Lineage: Eukaryota; Metazoa; Chordata; Mammalia; Rodentia; Sciuridae
Gene: Tmed5
Product: transmembrane p24 trafficking protein 5
Exons: 4
Coding region: 277-966 (229 amino acids)
Biological process (GO): Golgi organization; intracellular protein transport; endoplasmic reticulum to Golgi vesicle-mediated transport
Cellular component (GO): endoplasmic reticulum-Golgi intermediate compartment; Golgi apparatus; COPII-coated ER to Golgi transport vesicle
Source: RefSeq, a predicted model, not a curated record
GCAGUUUGGGUGUGAGGCUGACGGCACUGACGCUGGGCGUGAGGAGGGUUAGACUGAGGGGGUGCGGAAAGGAACUGCUAGCCCCGCCCUCAGUCCCUACCCUUUGGAGGACAGCGCUUCCCUCUUAGAGCGUUUGCCGCCGCCGCGGCCGCUACCUUAACUUUUUUCGUGCUCAGGAUCUCCCUGCCACGCGGAGUCCAGGGAGGAAAAACGAAGCCAAGGCGCCAGUAUCCACACCUCCCACGCCACUUUCAGCCCAAGCUUGCCCCAGCAGGGAUGGGCGACAAGAUCUGGCUGCCCUUCCCCGUGCUUCUCCUGGCUUCUCUGCUCCCAGUGCUGCUGCCGGGGGCGGCGGGCUUCACGCCCUCGUUAGACAGCGACUUCACCUUCACCCUUCCGGCCGGCCAGAAGGAGUGUUUCUACCAGCCCAUGCCCCUGAAGGCCUCGCUGGAGAUCGAGUACCAAGUUUUAGAUGGAGCUGGAUUAGAUAUUGAUUUCCAUCUUGCCUCUCCAGAAGGCAAAACCUUAGUUUUUGAACAAAGAAAAUCAGAUGGAGUUCACACGGUUGAGACUGAAGUUGGUGACUACAUGUUCUGUUUUGACAAUACAUUCAGCACUAUUUCUGAGAAAGUAAUUUUCUUUGAAUUAAUCCUGGAUAAUAUGGGAGAACAGGCACAAGAACAAGAAGACUGGAAGAAAUAUAUUACUGGCACAGAUAUGUUGGAGAUGAAACUGGAAGACAUUCUGGAAUCCAUCAACAGCAUCAAGUCCAGACUAAGCAAAAGUGGUCAUAUACAAACUCUGCUUAGAGCAUUUGAAGCUCGUGAUCGAAACAUACAAGAAAGCAAUUUUGAUAGAGUCAAUUUCUGGUCUAUGGUUAAUUUAGUGGUCAUGGUGGUGGUAUCAGCUAUUCAGGUUUAUAUGCUGAAGAGUCUAUUUGAAGAUAAGAGGAAAAACAGAACUUAAAGCUCCACCGGAUUACUUACAUUGAGAUAAAGAGGCAUAAAAAUGCAAUAAGCUGGUACUAUUAGUAGUCUUUUCCAAAAUGUUUUCAGGUAUUAUCAUUAAGUGUAAAACAAGUAUCAUUUUAAUGUGAAAGGAAAGUCUUCACUUUCUGUGCAAAUAAUCUUAUCAAUUCAGUUGUUUUUAAGUGUAUAUCAGGAAUAUUUUGUAAAAUACAAGUUUAAUUGAAUGAAGCCAUAUUAAUAAUUGCAUUUUCCUAAUUUUGAAGAAAUUUUUCAUGUCACAGUGAUUAAAUACAUAAAUACUGAGUCUAAAUACAACACCAAAAAUCUGCUUUUCCCCACAACUUUCUUUGUAAAUGUGGCAGUUAUAAAUCAACUGUAAAAUUUUUUAAUAUAGUAAGUUAUGUAAAAUCAUGUAAGAAUGAUUUGACUAUAUCAUAUAAGAAUGAAUUGACUAUAUCAACUUUUCUCUUUAUAUAUGCAUCUCUCCUAAAAGAUAAAUAGAAGCAUAGCUUUGAAAUAAACAUUUUUAGAAUUUUUAAAACCAAAUAUAUUUCAGUGUAAAAUAUUAACAAAAUGUAUUAGUUUUAUAUACUUAGCCUAUAUCCAGAAGUUGACAUUUUGGUAAUUCUUGAAACCACAAAAGCAUACUUUCUCAUUAUAAUUAGGACAAGUUUUCUCUUUGAAAUGAAGAUAGAAUUAAAAGUUUUCUAAAGUGAAGAUAUAUAGAUAAAGGUUGUCAGCCUCCCUAAGGAUGCAUUCUGUCUAGACCUUAGCUAAGGUAUAGAAUUUUAAAAUUAUAUGUGAGAUAAAAUAAUUUUAUUUUUGUAUUAUCUGUUGACAGUAUUAUGUUCUAACAUGAUUAUUGACUUCGAUAAUACAUUAUUACCAACAAUUGUGAAGGAAAUAUUGCUAAGAAGACCUGGGCCUAGUGUAAAUAAAAUAUCUCCUUUUCUGAGUUCUGAAAAUUAUUAGAAAUAAUAGAAAAGAACUGAAGUAAACUUGAGAAUAUCUGAUCCAAAAUAAGGUUCACUUAGGUGGAACUGCAAAUAAAUAAAAAUCUGGAAUCUGAUGACUCAUCAUGAUAUGCCAAUACUAAAAUAAAUCAUUAGUGGUUAAGUUCCAGUUAAUUGAAGAAACUGACUGUGGGUUUUAUUUUCUACAAUUAUUCUGUUUUGAAUUGUCUUUUAUUAGUAUUCAGGUAUAUUUUAUGAAAUAUAAGCUCUACUGUAAGAUUUAAUACUGGUUGUACACACUUACUAUAAUUUUUAUUAGAGCAUUCAUUUCUGAUCACUUUAUUUAUUCACAUUGAAGUAAGGAUUAGAAAGAGUCCCAAGUUUUAAACAUAUAAUAUUUAAAUAAGCCAUACAUACAUAAAAAAUAUCUACUAUCCUAGUUUGUCUGUAGAGUCUUAUUCAAGUACUAGUAUUUUUACUUCAUCAUAAAUGAAACAAUUUUUAAGUUAUACCCAUUGAUAGUAUUAUGAUAAAUAUGAGUUAGAAACAAUCAACUUAAAAAUUGGGGCAUAGCUGGAUGUGGUAGUGCACGCCUAUUAUCCAGCUACCCAAGAGGCUGAGGUACGAGGUUCACAAGUUUGAGGCCAGUCUCAAGAACUUAGUGAGACCCUGUCUCAAAAUGAAAAACAAAAUAAAAAGGGCUGGGGAUGUAGCUCAGUGGUAGAAUGCUCCUGGGUUCACACAUACACACACACAAAUUUGGGCAUAGAACCCAUUUAUAUACAGGUUAUAUUUAUAUUGCUGGAAUUCUUGAUAAGCAAUAAAAAUACCCAGAAAAUUAGUGAUUCCAUUUAUAAUUUACACUCAGUGGUACAGAAAAAAUAUAUUUCCCUCCUUUUUUAGGCCCUUAGAAGAAUAGAAAGUUAGAAAUUAUUCAGAGACUUUUUUCCCCCUUCCAUCAGUGCUGGGGAUCGAAACCCAGGGCCUCAUGCAUGUUGGUCAAGCUCUCUACCAUUGAGCCACCUUCUCUUUUUAAAAAUGAGGUAAAUGCCAAAUAUAAUUAGUUACCUUAUUUGGCCAAAAAGAUACUUCAGGUAUCUAAGAGAAGCCCCUAUGACACAUGCAGAGCAAAGGCCAGUAAGAUCAUUUUUAAUGAAAAGUCCUCCUUUUUCCCCUUUCUGUUAAAUUCAUAAUGAGAAUCCUACUUACAGUACUAUAAAUAAUAAAGCAGGGUACAGAUAUAACUACUGCAUCUUUUCUAUAAAACUGUGAUUAAAAAUUCUACCUCUUAUAUAUGGCUAUUACUGUAUACUGUACUUAAUUUCUUACCUAACACUGAAUUAUUACAUCAUCUUCUACCUGUGAUUUCGCCACUGAUUUUAAACUUAUGAUUCAGUAACUACUUACCAUAUAAUAGUGUCUUUAUUUGGAAAACAAAGAAUUUACUAUUAUUAAGGACAAUUAUAUUUUUAUAAAUGCAAAGUGAAGAGUGAUAUUUAAUAAGCUUGUUACCUGUAUUGACCCAAAAGAGUAAAAUUUGUAAAUGAAGAACAAAAAUCUUUAACAUUUUUGAAGGCAUAUUAUCUGUUUCAUGCCAUUUUCUAAUGUCACUUUCUAAAUUAAAAUUAUGCUCACAUCAAAUAAGCUGUUUAUCACUGAAGAGCUGAUUGUGUCUUUGCUUAUUAAUUAUAUAAACUUAAAAUACUGCAGUAUUUAAGGCCAAAAGUUCAUUCUGAUUUGUAUUUGGAUCAUUAUUAAAGUGCUAUUCUUUCAUUUGAAUGUCAACAUAUAGAAAGUAAAUAACUGAAAGUAGUAUUGAAAUGAACUACGAAUUGAAAUGUAAUUUCAUGUCUGGUAUAUUUAUCUUUCUGAAAUAUUAUGUCUUAAAGUUAACUGAAACUGAGUACCUGUGAUUACGUAUAUUUUCAAAUGAAAAUCUUUAUCUGGAAUUUUUAAAGAAAUUAAUUCAGCAUGUAAUGUUUUUUUUAUCUGGAGUGUGAUGCACAGUAUUGCUCAAAUUGUUGUAUAUUUGUGAACAGCCAUCUUAAAUGAACAAUGGACUCCCAAGUACUGAGUAUAUAUAAUAAAAUUUAAUUUUUUUGGGUGGAGAUGUCGGGGGGAUUUCAACUGAAUAAAAAUUAUUUUCAAAGAAAAUGUUACCUACCAAUUAUUAUAAAUGCCAUCUACUCCUUAAAUCCUUCAUGUCAAUCUUAAGUUAAAUGGGUUUCCAAUCCCAUUUUGAAAACCAUAGCUUCUUGCAUCUCUUUAUAUCAUACUAGUUUGAGUUCUAUUUAUAUAUGUACAUAUUUAUCUGUUGCCUAGACAUGCAUUGUACCUAAUUGUACCUAAAAGAGCAUCAAAAUAUAAAGAGGCAAAAAUCAUCAUUUUCUGGAGGUUUUUGUUUGUGCUAGGGAUUGAACCCAGGAAUGAUUUACCACUGAGCUACAUCCACAGUCCUAUUUAUUUAUUUUUUGAGACAGGGUGUCACUGACUUGUUGAGGCAUUGAACUUGGGAUCCUCCUGCCUCAGCCUCCUUAGUCACUAGGCUUACAGACAUGUACCACUAGAGAAUUUGUUCUUCAGGUCUGGAGAUGGCUCAGAAGUCUUAGUUUUUAUUCAGUACAAUAUGGAAUUCUAUAGUUACCUGUGAACAUUUGCUAGCUAGGUGAUGUUGGGAAAUCAAACCCCUUUGAGCCUAUUUCUUCAUUUGUAGAAAUAUUUUAAAUCCAUCUUAAAACUUGUUAAAAUAUAGCAUAUAAGGGCUGGGGAUGCAGCUCAGUGAUAGGGCACUUGCAUAGCAUGUGAGGCCCUGGGCUCAACCCGCAGUACCAGGGGAAAGGUGGAGAAUUGCAUAUAAUAAAAUACAGUGAUUGAUGUAGCUUGGUAUAUUACUGGUCAUUUUCUUCAUACCAUCAGACAAGCCACUUUACCCCACAACCUGAUAGAAAUCCUUAAGGUACAUUUCUGUUCCUGCAUUCUAUCAUUUUCAGGUGUCUGGGCUUGUGAAAGCCUUCUAUCAUAAAACAGAGCCAUGUACACUUAUGUCCAGAGAGGGGCACAGAUUCAAAAAUUCAGACCUAGAAUAAUAUUACGUAUAAGAGAGCACAUUAGGACAGACUCUGGAUCCCUACAUCUAAAAGAAAAAGACCUGUAGAUUAUUCACUGACUGUGAAUAACAGUUUAAUAAUGUGACAACUUAAAAAACAGCAAAAACUAAAAAACUAGUUUUUCCAUUUUAGCAGGCCUAGGUGUAUUAAUGUGUCUUCUAUAUUUGAUAAGUAAAUGGGGAAGCAGUAAAAUGAACAUUGAGAAUCAAUAAUCCAAUACUGAUAAAAAUUCACUUACAAAGUUACUAUUCCCCAGAGUUUUUAAAUAGCCACAAUCAUCAAAUGUUUUAAAAGUGAUUAUUGAGGAGCUGGGGUUGUGGCUCAGUGGUAGAGCACUUGCCUGGCAUGUGUGAGGCACAGGGUUCGAUUCUCAGCACCACGUGUAAAUAAAUAAAUUAAUUAAAGAAAGGUCCAUUGACAACUAAAAAAAAUUUUUUUUAAAGUGAUUAUUGAUACAUACAGUAUCAAAUGGGAGGUUGGACUAAAUCUAACCUUUCUACUCUUGAAUUCAAUUCUAAUAGGAUUAGUAGUGACGUUUGUAGGAGAAAGCUAAAAAGACCAGAACUUCAAAAGAUACAUUUUAGGGUUGCUUUACCAGGAAUUGGAUCACUCACAUAUUGGAUAUGAAAUAGUAGAGCCACUCUGGAAAAUAUUCUUGGUGGUUUCUUAUAAAAUUUAAAAUGCACUUAAAAUGUAACUGUGCAUUUGUACUCUUGGGCAUUUAUUCCUAAGAAAUGAUACUUAAAAA